AUGAGGAAGAAGCCGAGGAAGGGAUGCGACUGCAAGCGCUUCAUGCAGAACAACUGGCUCCUCAUCGCCACGGUCCUCUCCGUGGUCUUAGGGAUCGGAAUUGGGGUCUUGGUGCGAGAAUACAGCAACUUUUCCAAUCUGGAUAAAUUCUACUUUGCCUUUCCUGGAGAAAUUCUAAUGCGGAUGCUGAAACUCAUCAUUUUGCCAUUGAUUAUAUCUAGCAUGAUCACAGGUGUUGCUGCUCUGGACUCCAAUGUGUCUGGGAAAAUUGGUUUGCGUGCUGUUGUGUAUUAUUUCAGUACUACUGUCAUCGCUGUAAUUCUAGGGAUUGUGCUGGUAGUAAGCAUCAAGCCUGGUGUGUCCCAGGAAGCAGAUGAAAUUGAUAGGGUGGGCAGCACGCCUGAAGUCAGCACAGUGGAUGCCAUGUUAGACCUGAUCAGGAAUAUGUUCCCAGAGAACCUCGUACAGGCCUGUUUUCAACAGUACAAAACCAAGCGUGAGGAACUGAAGCUUCCAGGUACACUGGAAAGAGGCAGCAUGACAGAAGAGCCUGUCACAAUGAUGAUGACAACUGCAAUUUCAAAGAAUGAAACAAAGGAGUACAAAAUUGUGGGCAUGUAUACCGAUGGCAUAAAUGUCCUGGGCCUGAUUGUAUUUUGUCUCGUCUUUGGAAUUGUUAUUGGGAAAAUGGGAGAAAAGGGCCAGGUUCUGGUCGACUUCUUCAAUGCUCUGAAUGAUGCUACUAUGAAAAUAGUUCAGAUCAUCAUGUGGUAUAUGCCAUUGGGAAUUUUGUUUCUGAUUGCUGGGAAGAUCAUAGAAGUUGAAAACUGGGACAUUUUUCGCAAACUGGGGCUAUAUAUGGCUACAGUACUAAGCGGGCUUGCAAUUCAUUCCAUCGUCAUUCUCCCGUUGAUCUACUUGAUUGUUGUGAGAAAAAACCCUUUUCGAUUUGCCAUGGGGAUGGCACAGGCUCUGCUGACAGCCCUCAUGAUCUCUUCCAGCUCAGCCACUUUGCCCGUCACCUUUCGCUGUGCAGAAGAAAACAACCACGUAGACAAGCGGAUCACCAGAUUUGUCUUACCGGUUGGAGCCACAAUCAACAUGGAUGGAACUGCUCUCUAUGAAGCAGUGGCAGCCGUGUUUAUCGCGCAACUCAAUGACUUAGAUUUGGACAUCGGUCAAAUAAUCACCAUUAGCGUGACAGCCACUGCCGCAAGCAUUGGGGCUGCGGGAGUCCCCCAGGCAGGGCUGGUGACCAUGGUGAUUGUGCUGAGCGCCGUUGGACUUCCCGCCAAAGACGUUACCUUGAUCGUUGCUGUCGAUUGGCUUCUGGAUCGCUUCCGAACAAUGGUAAAUGUCCUGGGCGAUGCUUUUGGAACUGGCAUUGUGGAGAAGCUUUCUAAAAGAGAGCUGGAGCAGAUGAGCAGCGCAUCUGAGGUCAACAUUGUGAAUCCCUUUGCCUUAGAACCAACGAUGCUCGAUAAUGAGGAAGCAGAGUCUAAGAAAUCUUACAUCAAUGGAGGCUUUGCCAUAGAUAAAACCGACACUAUCUCAUUCACCCAGACAUCGCAGUUUUAGAGCUCCUAGGCCCUAGCUGCCUGAGAAAAAUUUAAGGACAUCAGCAGUGUGAGCUUUGAGCAGGCUAAAAGAUAAUUAAGAAAAAAGUUAAUGAACAACUUGACUCCAUUUGAAUUUUUUUAAACACAGACUUUCAGGUCCUUAAAAAUAAUUGGGUUACUCCCAGCUUUUGCUCCACCUGAAGGAUGGGGCAGUCGAUUAGAAAGAAAGUUGUAAGAUCUAAAUUGUUUUCAGUCAUGUAAAAGUGACAAAAUUUUGAAGUGUCUGAAAUGGCGCUAGGCAAAAUCAUGGCAGUGAAGAGGAGCAAAGUGUUUUCUCAGGCUUAGUGCUGUGUUUCCCAUUUUUCAAACGCGCUGCUGUAGAAAUUUACUCGAGCUUUCUCUUUCCUGUGGUUUCUUUGCCUCUCACAUUUUGAUAGAUUACACCACAUUUUUUUUAACAGCCCGCUUGGUAGCGUGCCAAAUUGUCAGUUUUGCACUUAUCUUAAGCCAGUCUCAAGCAAACUUUUUGGAAAGGAAGAAAAGAACAGCAGAGUCCUGCAAUAAACAUUUUUUUUGAACAUUUUAAGGUCUUUUUUUUUUCUUUUAAUGAACUCUAUCGGGACACUAGGAGAGAUCCCUCCAGUCAGUGUUCAGUAUAGAGCUAGGUAUGUGUGUAUAUAUAUACAUAUAUAUUUUUUCAUUAUUGGCAUUAAAAAGCAGAACUGAGCUGUCAGUGUGAAACAGAAGUGCUCGUCUGGUACUUGACCAGUUACCUACAAAGCAGAAUUUUCUGCCUAAUUAGGCCUCCUUUGGCAUUUUAGAACGUCUCCUAGAGGGAACACAGUAAGAAGCCACUAUCGUUGUUUUAUUAUCAUCACCUCUGUGUACUAUCAGUUCCAAGUUGGGAGAUGAGUCAAUCAAUCAAUCGAUGCUAUUUAUUGAGCGCCUUCUGUGUGCGGAGCACUGUACUAAGCGCUUGGGAGAGUACGCUGUAACAGAGUUAGUAGACGCAUACCCUGCCCACACAAUCAAAGAUGCCAAGGCCUUUAUUAUUAAGAUUUCUGAAUUCUCCCUGCUAUGGAGAAAAAAAAGCUACACCUCUGCUUAAGAAAGUAUAGAAAGAGGCCCAUCAGCUUGCUUCUUCCAUGGCUGAACACACACCUGUUAGCAGACGCCGUCGCCGCCGUGUCCUUGUCCUUUUGCACCCAUAAAUGUCUGUGCGACUGUGCCAAUCAGCUGUGUCCUAUUUUAUUAAGUGUUCAUGGACUAAAAACACCGCUCGUCCUUGCGAUGGGAACCAACCGUGGAGAGAGUGACAACCACGUAUUUCUUUGGAGAGGCAUACCCAGAUCUACUGGUUUUUACUCUCUUGACUUGUACCUCGCCUACUCGAUGAAACUCAUGCCUAGACACUCCCUCUUUGUAAAUAACACUGCAUACAAAAUUGCACUUACUCUCUCAUCCAAAAUAGUCAAAUUCCUACAACAUUUGGAUUAAAUUGACUGUUUUUAUAUUUAAGAAAACCAGAAAUGUGCCAAAGAAGUUUGAAAAAGAACUAAAUGUUCGAUACUGAGUAACUGCACCUUAAAAUUAAGUCUGUGAGACAUACUACUGUACGUAAUUCAUUUUAAUAGCAUCAGUGAUUAACAGUAAUAGAGUGUGAAGCUAAAGCUAUAUGUGUGGCUAUUGUUCAUAGAAAGCAAGUAUAUAAAUGGAGUGAAAUCAAUCAUUUGCUGUGCAGACUAACUAUGCCACCUUGAGACUCCUCUCUGAUGAAAAGAACUAGAGAAAUGAGUUUCCAGAGCUGUUUGUUAACUGUGAAUUAUUGUUGUUUUAAAGUCAGUUUGUAACUUACCUUUUUAACUGUGCUAUCUCAUCUAUGAAGAUAAUGCUCAAUCUCAAUUCAAAUCUAAAUAAAUAUUCUGUCAUCCUGU
Messenger RNA from Ornithorhynchus anatinus (platypus), 3493 nucleotides. RefSeq names its product solute carrier family 1 member 1 (gene SLC1A1). Lineage: Eukaryota; Metazoa; Chordata; Mammalia; Monotremata; Ornithorhynchidae. The record is from RefSeq and is a predicted model, not a curated record. Gene Ontology annotation, cellular component: plasma membrane. The transcript is spliced from 12 exons. Gene Ontology annotation, biological process: L-glutamate transmembrane transport. The coding region runs from base 1 to 1578 and encodes 525 amino acids. Gene Ontology annotation, molecular function: glutamate:sodium symporter activity; L-cysteine transmembrane transporter activity; L-glutamate transmembrane transporter activity.